This is a messenger RNA of Echinostoma caproni, 237 nucleotides long. The record is from the annotation of a GenBank genome assembly. Lineage: Eukaryota; Metazoa; Platyhelminthes; Trematoda; Plagiorchiida; Echinostomatidae.
AUGUAUGAACGGGAGUUUAUCGACUACAACCCCUCGGAUGAAACGAUGUCCUUAGAAGAUCGGAAAGCCCUGUCAAUCGUGGAGAACGUCACAUUAAUGUCAGACGGACACUUGCAGGUUCCCAUGGAAAGGACAUCCUAUGAAACUCCCGAGCAAUUACACUUUUGUGAUCAGCCGAUUGCACAGCCUGAAGUCGAGGCUUCAACGAGAACCCCAACUCGCCCAGGGAUAUCGUAA